Molecule: messenger RNA, 3141 nt
Organism: Sphaerodactylus townsendi
Lineage: Eukaryota; Metazoa; Chordata; Lepidosauria; Squamata; Sphaerodactylidae
Gene: TTC38
Product: tetratricopeptide repeat domain 38
Exons: 14
Coding region: 86-1486 (466 amino acids)
Molecular function (GO): protein binding
Source: RefSeq, a predicted model, not a curated record
GGAGGCGUCUCCCUCUUCCGGGGGCGAGAGGGCAGGUCGCUGGCCGGGAUCUUUGCAAACGGUGCCCGGACCCAGCCGAGCCAGCAUGGCGCCCUGGAGAGACUGCAAGGCUUGGCAGGAUGCGGGUCUUGUGUUUUCCACCACGAGUAACGAGGCUUGCAAAAUGUUUGAUGCUGCUCUUACUCAGUAUGCAAAAUGGACAAACGACCAAACUCUAGGAGGCAUUGAAGGAUCUCUAUCAAAAUUGCAAGCAGCCGAUCCAAAUUUUAUAAUGGGGCAUGUGAUUACUAAUGGUUUGACUCUGAUUGGAACGGGGAGUUCAGUGCGCCUUGACAGAAAAUUAGAUAAAGAAAUAAAGAAAAUGUUGGCGCUGUCACAAUCUCAGCCGUUAACUGAGCGGGAAAAAUUGCACGUUUCUGCACUGGAGCUGUUUGCUAAUGGGGAGCUUCCUAAAGCUUGUGAUACGUGGGAACAAAUUCUACACAACCACCCAACUGACCUGUUAGCUAUUAAAUUUGCACAUGAUACCUAUUUUUACUUGGGGCGUCAAACACAGAUGAGAGAUUCCAUUGCCAGAGUAUAUCCUCACUGGACUCAUGACAUUCCUCUUAGCAGUUACCUGAAAGGCAUGUAUUCCUUUGGGCUCAUGGAAACCAAUUUCUUUGACCGUGCGGAGAAGCUUGCCUAUGAGGCUUUAGCUAUCAACCAGACAGAUGCGUGGUCCGUCCACACCAUCGCUCACGUGAAUGAAAUGAAACCAGACCUGAAGAGCGGACUGGCCUUCAUGAAGCAAACUGAAAGCAACUGGAAGGGUAGUGAUAUGCUUUCCUGCCAUAACUACUGGCACUGGGCUUUGUAUUUUAUUGAACAGGGUGACUACGAGGCUGCGCUGACUAUCUAUGACACUCAUAUCAGUCCCAGAUGCCAGUCAAGUGGGACCAUGCUGGAUAUUGUCGAUAAUUGCUCCAUGCUGUAUCGGCUGCAGCUAGAAGGUGUGAAGGUGGGUGACAGGUGGAAAGGAGUCAACCAUCUGACAAAGAAACAUGCCUCAGAUCAUCUCCUGAUCUUCAAUGAUGCUCACAUUUUGAUGGCUUCGUUAGGAGCCAAGGACCAAAACACUACUCAGGAGCUCUUAACAUCUCUCCAGGAACUGGUCCAGGCGCCUGGUGAAGACUAUAUACUAAACCUGGCUCCAAGGCUGGGCCUUCCUCUGUUGCAAGCAUUCGUAGAGUUUGAGAAUGGCAACUUUGACAAGGCAGUGGAGUUGCUGUACCCCAUUCGCUACCGGCUGGUUGAGAUAGGGGGAAGCAAUGCUCAGAGAGAUGUUUUUGCCCAGCUGCUCAUCCAUGCCGCUUUAAACUGUAAAUCCAAAGCUAACCAGAAACUUGCUCGAUGCCUCCUGAUAGAACGUGAAGAACUUAGGCCAAACGCACCGAUGACCGAGCGACUCAUGCGGAAAGCCACAGCUGUUCAUGCCUUGGGAUAAAACAUGGACCGUGGUUGUUCCAAAAGUUUCUAAUUGGCAUUCUUAAUAAGGAUCUUUUUCCUGUUAGGGCUGUAAGCCAUAAUCACUGCCUAAAUGCAAUAAGGAGACACAUCUUAAAUAGAUUAGGCCUUUGGGAACUGCAGUUACAGGGAUUCCUUUCCACUCCUGCACUUUCUGGUGUACUUCUUAUUCUUGCAUUGCUUUAAACAGUUUGUUCAAAAUCAAAUGCUCUCUUUACUCGUCUGGAGAAUGUAAAGAGGAAUGUGAGCUAACUGACUGCCUGAAAGAAGACACCCUUGCUGGAUUCCGAUAUUCUAAAACUCUAGUGGAGGUUGUUUGAUACUAGGAUUACUGGGGAUGAGCAAGGCGUUGAAUGUGGUGUGGACGUAUGGAACGUAGUUAUGAUCCACUGGGAUAUACAAGCAGCCUUAACAAUGAAUGUAUUUUGAACAGUUUUGCCUUGCGAUUCCUAGAAACACUUUUUUUUUUGCCUUCAGGUUACAGCUGAUUUACAGUGUGGUUUUCAAGUCAAGAGGCAGUUGGAAGCAGAGACGUAGCAAAUGGUGCCCGUGGCAAAAUGGUGUCCGGGCUCCGCCCCCCACAGGCCUCGCCCCCACUUACCUUAGUUCAGCCAGCUGCAAAGAGCAGCUGGACCUGCCAGGCUGCUCCAGGCUUCUGCCGAGCCUGGGGGGCAGGGCAAGGGGGGAAGGCGGAGGGGUGUGUGAGCCCCGCCCCUGCCCCCCCCCCAAUUACCUUAGUUCAGCUGCCUGAAAAGAACAGCUGGCUGAAAAAUCAGCUUGGCUGGGCCCGCUAGGCUGCUCCGGGCUUCUGCCGGGCCUGGGGAGGCCUGGGGGGGCCUGGAGGGUUGUGGGGGGGAGGGCUAUUUUCUGCCCCCGUGACACCAAUAGCGCACGCCCAGGGUGGAGCGCCCCCUACCCCAUGGUAGCUAUGCAACUGGUUGGGAAUGGUUUAGCAUUGCCUGCCUCUACAUCAGGACCAUGGUAUUCCUUGGUGGUCUCCCAUCCAAGUACUCACCAGGGCUAACCCUGCUUAGCUUCCAAGGUCUGAUAGCCUGGGCUGUGUAGGUUAGGGCAACUGUGUGCUGUUUUAGAUAUUCCUGUUCAUCUGUGGAACUCGUCAUUUCCUUGUGGCCACUGUGUGUGAAUAAAUGCUUUCUAACUCCAGGAUUAAAUAUCCACAGAUCUAUUUCUACCUGAGGGUACUUUCUCCAGGACAGGGUAUGUGGAAGGGAUUGGAUCCAUAUUGAUAUAUAUAUUUUUAAAUUAUGUGUUAACAACUGAUGGUUCUUUUGAAGUAGGGGGAAGAUGGCUUCCUUCGAUUGCCUGCCUUUAAGGCGGGAUGCUUGCCUCCUUGAAUUGGAAGGGGCAAGCAGAACAGCUGAAUACGGGACAGUUGAGAGAUCCAGAGGAGUUGGGAACAGACCCUGAUGGACAGGAGAAGAGGCGGAGACAGGCCAAUACAACCCAAGGGUGAAGAGGAAUUUUUCCACAGGAAAUUGUUACAUCUGGCACACUAACCACAGUGCAAGAAGAAUGGAUAAAGUGACCACGUGAUUGUGUUUGGUUCGACAGGUCUAUGUAUAUGUUAAUGUUUUCUUAAAACUCAGGAUGAUUAUACACAUGUGCAAAUCUUUA